AUGGCAACUAACUCUCUGAUUCCCUCUAGCAAGAAAAGCUUGCUUGUGCCUCAGUCAAGAGAAGAAGAAGACUUAAUAACGAGAAGCUCUAAGAAAAUCAAGAAUGGGGAUAAUGCUCAGGGAGGGAAUCUACUCUCAGAGCAUUGGCCUGCACUGGGUGAGAAGAAGACUAGGAGUAGCAGAGGAACUGUUUCAUUUGCAGAUAAGCUGAAGGGUGUUGAACCUAAUGAAGAAGACGGUACAGAGGAGGACUAUGAAGAAAUUUCUGAUGAUUCUUUAUCUGAUAAGGAACAGAAUCAGGAGAAUGAUGAGCCUUUGUGUCGUAUGAUUGAGGAUCCCAAAAGAAAUUUUCCUACUUUUGUUUUCUCGGGAAGAAUGAAGAAGCGGCUGUAUAAAGCAUGGAAGAGGGCUGUGAUUUUAAAGCUCCUUGGUAGAAGCAUUGGGUUCAAGGCGCUGAAGUCAAGGUUGCAAGGUAUGUGGGCAAAAAGAGGGGUGACCAAACUAAUCAACAUUGGAUAUGGAUACUAUGUGGUGAAGUUUUCGAAUAGAGAGGACUACUGGAAUGCUUUAACUGGGGGUCCUUGGAUGAUUUUUGAUCAUUAUCUAACAGUUUGGCCAUGGGAACCAAAGUUUCAGUCUAAUAGAGCAAGCAUUGAUAAAGUUGCAGUGUGGGUAAGGUUGCCGAGAAUUUUCUUGGAAUAUUAUGACAAAGAAGCUUUGACAAUGAUUGGAAACAGGAUAGGGGAAACUAUUAAGAUUGAUAUGAAUACUUCAUGCCAACUUAGAGGGCACUACGCUCAAAUCUGCGUCUUGGUAGAUCUCACUAAGCAACUAAUGUCUGGGUUUUCAGUUGAUGGGGAGAACUACUACUUAGAGUAUGAAGGUUUACACCUUCUUUGCACAAACUGUGGUGUCUAUGGCCACCGGUAA
Molecule: messenger RNA, 930 nt
Organism: Neltuma alba
Lineage: Eukaryota; Viridiplantae; Streptophyta; Magnoliopsida; Fabales; Fabaceae
Exons: 1
Coding region: 1-930 (309 amino acids)
Source: RefSeq, a predicted model, not a curated record